Messenger RNA from Oikopleura dioica, 795 nucleotides. The record is from the annotation of a GenBank genome assembly. NCBI's taxonomy places the organism in Eukaryota, Metazoa, Chordata, Appendicularia, Copelata, Oikopleuridae.
AUGAAAGGAGGCGCCGCCAGAAAUAACAGAAGCCUCGGAGGGCAACAAAAUUUUCAGCCGAUUUUCGUCGUCGUUCCGGGCGGACAAAUGGACCCAAACCAGCUCCAAAACUUCAGUCAAAUGAUCAUGCCGAAUCUCCUCCAAAGCCUCCCUCAAGCGGGUGUUCCUCAAUUUCACCAAAACAAGGCGCCUGGAAAAGCAAAACGGAAGCGACGAAAAAUUGGCUCUGAAAUGACGCAGAUAAUCGGAUGUCCUUCGUUUAUCAGACCUGGGCAAGUUAACUCCCGAAAAGACAAGCCCAAGGCUUCGACUUCGAUUCAGCUGCCUGAUCCUCUGCCUGAUUGCGUCGAGAAAAUAAAAAGCAUGCCUGAUCUGCACUGCGAGAUCUGCGAUUUGACGGUGAACUCGAGGCAGCAGUUGACCCAGCACUUGGGAUCCACCAGGCACAAGAUGGUCCAGUACAGUCUGAGUAGAGGCUUGACUCCUGUGAAUAUCCCCUCGGCGAUUCCGAAAGUCGGCCAGUAUAGAUGCAAAAAAUGCGACAUCGUGCUCAAUUCAGAAGCCCAGUUGAUGCAGCAUUUAAAUUCUUAUCGACACAAGAACGCAGAUAUAGAUGCGGAGACAUUGAAAAAAUUCGAAAACGAUAUGAAAGCGCUCGAAAAAGCGAAAGAAAAAAUCAACGAAGACCAAACUGGAAACAGCGAUUUUUCAAACUGCGGAAAAGCAAGUCCGGAAAUUUGCAAGGCGCCUGAGAAACAGGUGGAGAAGGAGCCAAAACCUGUGUCGAUAUUUUGA